AUGCCCAAAGCGGUGCUGCCGGGACACCGGGGGAGCCCGCGGCGCUCGGCGCUGGGUGCUUUUCCUUUGGGCCAAGCUUCCCCAGGAAGAGACAGGACUCUCAGUCAUUUCAGCCCCAGUGGGAAGAAGUUCCGGAGCAAGCCGCAGCUGGCGCGUUACCUGGGCAGCUCCAUGGACCUGGGCACCUUUGACUUCCGCACGGGGAAAAUGCUGAUGAACAAAAUGAACAAGAACAGGCAGAGGAUGCGCUACGACUGCUCCAACCAAGCCAAAGGCAAGCCUGAUUUGAACACAGCCCUGCCUGUGAGGCAGACAGCCUCUAUCUUCAAACAGCCUGUCACAAAGAUCACUAACCACCCCAGCAACAAGGUGAAGAGUGACCCCCAGAAAGCUGUGGACCAGCCCAGGCAGCUCUUUUGGGAGAAGAAGUUGAGUGGACUGAAUGCCUUUGACAUUGCAGAGGAGCUGGUGAAGACAAUGGACCUUCCCAAAGGGUUGCAAGGGGUUGGUCCGGGCUGCACAGACGAGACUCUGCUCUCUGCCAUCGCCAGUGCCCUGCACACCAGUACCAUGCCCAUCACUGGCCAGCUCUCUGCAGCUGUGGAGAAGAACCCUGGGGUGUGGCUGAACACCUCCCAGCCUCUCUGCAAAGCCUUCAUGGUGACAGAUGAAGAUAUCAGAAAGCAGGAGGAGCUGGUGCAGCAGGUGAGGAAGAGGCUGGAGGAGGCUCUGAUGGCUGACAUGCUGGCCCAUGUGGAGGAGAUCGCCAGGGAUGGAGAGCCUCCCUCAGAGAAGGAAGGAGCAGAGGAGGAAGGAGAAGAAGAAGAGGAAGAGGAGGAGCAGGACCAUGACCAGGAGAUGGAAAAUGUAUAGUCCAGGGAGUUCCAUCUAAGAAUUCCCAGUAUAAACCCACUCAGCAGGGUCAGCACAACCAUUCACAGAGCCAGGAGUGUACCACCAGUCCAACUGUACCCCAGAGCCUUUGGAUGGACUUCAGGAAAUGUGGAAGC
Molecule: messenger RNA, 1010 nt
Organism: Cinclus cinclus
Lineage: Eukaryota; Metazoa; Chordata; Aves; Passeriformes; Cinclidae
Gene: MBD3
Product: methyl-CpG binding domain protein 3
Exons: 8
Coding region: 1-873 (290 amino acids)
Molecular function (GO): DNA binding
Source: RefSeq, a predicted model, not a curated record